Molecule: messenger RNA, 3568 nt
Organism: Toxoplasma gondii ME49
Lineage: Eukaryota; Apicomplexa; Conoidasida; Eucoccidiorida; Sarcocystidae
Exons: 2
Coding region: 768-2582 (604 amino acids)
Source: RefSeq, a predicted model, not a curated record
GCUGUCCACGUGCCCCAGGAUGUGGGCCCGACAGUGAGAGGAUGGACUUCUUUCCCAUCAAAAUUGCCAUUCUGGUAUAUCUGCCCCCGUCUUCCCCCAAUGACAAACACCGGUCUUUCGGGGGUUCACUUCCUGUUAGGCAGCAAGUGGACGCAGGUGACAGACGACACUAGACUUUAAACACAGAACAGACAUCUUCUUUCUCGGUGAAGUGUAGACGGUAGUGACGCAGAAUGCCCUGGAUAUUCUUUAUCCCUGGCAAGGCGAGAGACGCGAGCGUUUGCAGACGCCCCUCCAGCUCGUAUCUCAUACUCCCUCAUCCGCUCUGGAGCAAAAUUGGACGACCGAGGGUUGAGGAUGACGCUUUGGUCAUGCAUAAAUACGUCUCACGGAACUGGUGAAGGAUGCGUGAAUGAUUCAUCGUGUGUUUCGACGCAGGAGAGGCCUCAUCGUUAACGGUCAACAGUCCUGUUGCACAUAACCCUGACUUUGGUGUAGCAACACUUCACCAAGUAGUUGACAGCUAAGCCGCAAGGCUGCGUUGUUCCAGCCUUGGUUGAGUCUGACAUAUCAUGUUGUAAGGUUUAGACAAAGGAUGGCGUGUUGGUAAGCCCGAUUCUGAACCUUUUUUUCCGUGGACGUGCUUCUUGUUCACGGUGGACGUCGGUGCUGCUAGGGGUCAACGAGUACCGGGUAUGCACGAUAUAGUACACCAAGUCUCUUACCAAACUGCCCCACGACUUGUCUUACUGCAAUCUCAAUUUUAAAUGUCAUACCAGCGAAAAACAAUUCCGUUCAUCAUGAGAAUUUUGUGCGGCUCUGGUCAGAUAUUGUUCCUCCCUUCGGAAGGCAACGUCUUGGACGCCGUCACCAAGUGGAACAAGUUUAAAUCCCACAUUCUGAUUUAUCAUUUGAGUGCUGAGUCGGGGUUCCCGCGGUCCCUGGCCCGUUCUUCUGUUGUUGCUGUCAUGGAUGGCAAAGGAGAGGAAGAGUACUCUGCUCGUGAGAAGGAAUCGAUUUUCCUUCAUCCUGCAGACCGCCCAGAAACGAAUGUUCCUGGGCUUCUAGCUCCGACCUCUGGAUCCAACGUGGUACGGAAGGAUACCGGUGAUGGUCAGGGGAACCUUGUCUACCUGUCUGAAGGCUCAUUGUCAGCGGAGAGAAUCGUAUCUGAUCGAUCCGCUGUUCCAGAUCCGUUUCCCGAUGCACAGAUCCCCUCUUCUGAAUCUCGUGGCGACGCGAUUUUUAGUGCUGGGAAGGACGAUGUCGACAGAAAAGACGCCGCCAUCUUCCCAGGGGCGGACGAAAUCCACGAGACCUCAUCAGAAAACGACAAAAAAAGCUCUGGCGUUUUCUUAGGCGGGGACGAAAUCCGCGACAACUCAUCAGGUAUCCACCCGCGACCAGGAUUCCUCUCAUGUACGAUAUCGUCCGAUUCCCUAGUCUACUCAACGAGCAGCUGUGUAAGACAAGAGGAUUCCCGCCAGCCUACUACAGAACAGCAAACUGGAAUCAGCGCGCGAGGCUCUGAAGCAGAUAGCCGGUGCAGCAGCGCCAUUGAGGCUAAUCGCUGUGUAUCUGGUUCAACCUCCCACGUAAGUCAAUCGCUCUUUCCAGCUCCCCGGCACGAGAGUGGCCGGAGCUCUGGCAGUUUCCCAUCACAGCACCACUUGAUGCAAGACCUUUCAAACAACUCCGAGCAACCUGUGGCUUCUUCCGGCAUCCUGGAAGCUGCCCCGGCCGAUCCCGAGUCCCAACAGUUGAGCCCCUUGUUAAGGCCGUCAUUCGCCACUCCAGCAGACAGAGGUGCUGAGCAUCGUCUGGCGCAUGCCAGCACGUGGAUCCCUGUUAGUGACCUCACCGGAGAGAAAACGAAAAAUGAGGCGGAGUGGUUGCGCCUUCAGGAUAUCGAUCGGCGCAUCUGGAGAGUUCGGCUCGUGAGAGAGGUGCUUGCUGGACUCAUAGGCAUGCAGGCGGUCUUUGCCCUGACAAGCUUCGUCUUUGAUAAUGCACCUGCCGGGGUCGUGGCACUUUUCUUGACUCUCUGCAGCAUCUUCGCUCAUGCUGACCGAAGGCCGGCUUCCUACUUGCUUACUUCCUUGAUCGCGUUGGCGCUAGCAUCCACUGUGCUUGCUGCGCUCUGUACUCGUGUUUACGGCUUCGAGCAGUACUACGUGGACGUGACUUUGCACCGAGUGAGUUUAGGCCAAAUCGUGGUUCUUCUUUUGGUGAGUAUCAGCACCGCUGUCCUCACUCACCAAACGAUAACCCUGCAAAAAGUGCAGAGGAAGAAUGCGGAGAUCAGCACGCAUGCAGGUGACCAGAUGGUGCUUCCUGGAGUCCUUUCCGAUGUUCUACUGCAGCGAGGCAGUUCGAACGCUCGAUAUAUCCUGCGAUCAGCUGAAUCCACUGCCGCCGCAGCGAAGGCAGAAAGGGUCGUGGGCGUCAGCAUUCCACCACCUCUCCAAGAAGAAGACGAUGAGGCGGAGACCAACACUGACUGCAGUUUCGAUCGACGAGAGUCUGUUAGCGUGCAAAGGGAAGGUGUUUCCCGUCUCGGGAACGCUCUGCCGCCUGCGUAGUGUGUGGGCGUUAUGCAUCCUGUGGCCGGCAGUACGUAGGCGUCUGUCGUGCAUUGAACAGAUACAAGGUACUGCAAUUCAGGGAAUAACAGAAAGUUUUUUCACCGCUGGUGACGGUGUCAUCUUUUGGUGGUGGGACAGUCAAAAAAUUCAUCUGUUUCAUUGACUGUCUUGAACAGAGGGGAUUGCUAAACUCCCUUUACAGACAAUCACCGACGUAACAGCAACGUGAGUUCUUCACGUAGUCUGUCUCCGUAGGUUUGUUCUUCAAUUUGCAAAGAAGAUGUGGAAGGCUCCCCGUAUGUGCUGCCCCUCGAUCUGAUGGCAGUCUUACGAGAUUCGAUAGUCGAACGUUACUGUCCUAAUCGCCAAUGGCUACAUACAGUUGAGUAGCAGGUGUCUCGUCUCCACUGCCACCUCCUAUUGCAUCUGGUUUUAAAUACGGGUUUGCUUCAGGGGGUCAAACGAAACGCCAUGCAGUAGAGACUUUCGGGGGAGCAAAUACCAAUCUGCACAACAGAUCGGGCUUCUUUGUGGGAUGAGGUUCGCAGGGAAAGCCACUACCGCUUGUAAACGCAUAAGAGAGGGCGCGGAAAUUGCUGCUGCACCGCCUGGGCUGCAGACUCAUCCUCGGUGGAUGGAAAAAGCCAUGAACUCUGGAAACGUAUUUAUUCACACUUCGAAAACAUGCUUGCAGCAUGUAGUCAACGAAUUUGUUGGUUGAGACAACAGUGUCGUUCAACACUGGCUCUGUCGGCGUAACUGAAGUUCUGCCACACAGGUAGUGAUGUUCCAUUACAGGAAACCGUAAGAUGAGGUUGCGGACAUGCGGCCGACAGCCAUCAGCUCUGGUCUUCUUUGCGACAGGGUCCAUCUCGUAUCGAGAGAAUCAACACUCAUAUCGUGCCGUAAAGUGUAUUUGAACGCUACUAGUUUGAUCAAGUAUACAUUUUUCGUGAACUCCAGAGGACAUGACCGUAAAGCUU